This is a messenger RNA of Austrofundulus limnaeus, 3186 nucleotides long. Its product is annotated as disabled homolog 1. Gene Ontology annotation, biological process: neuron migration. Lineage: Eukaryota; Metazoa; Chordata; Actinopteri; Cyprinodontiformes; Rivulidae. Gene Ontology annotation, cellular component: cytoplasm; intracellular membrane-bounded organelle. The record is from RefSeq and is a predicted model, not a curated record.
GGAAUGGCUUCGUCAGCACGUUCCAAAGGCGAGCACAAGCAGCGAGUCUUCUUGACGGUCUCUUUUGGCGGGAUCAAGAUUUACUGUGAAAGAUCAGGGGUGCUUCUGCAUCAUCACUCUGUCCACGAGAUCAGCUACAUCGCCAAGGACACCAGGGACCACCGGGCCUUUGGUUAUGUCUGCGGGAAGGAGGGUCACCACAAGUUUGUGGCCAUUAAAACUGCUCAAUCUGCAGAGCCUCUCAUCCUCGACCUGCGCGACCUUUUCACGCUCAUCUAUGACAUUAAACAGCGAGAGGAGCUGGAGAAGAAGGCCCAGAAGGACAAACACUGUGAACAAGCAGUCUACCAGACCAUCCUGGAGGAUGAAGUGGACGAUCCAGUUUACCAGUACAUAGUGUUUGAGGCUGGACACGAACCCCUCCGUGGCCCCCAGUCAGAGGAGAGCGUUUAUCAGGUCCCAACCAGUCAGCAGAAGGAAGGGGUCUAUGAUGUCCCAAAACGCCAUUUCAUGACUAACAUCAACCACUUCGAUCUUUUCGGCGACAUGUCCACCCCGCCCUCGAUGCCGCCGUCACCGGCCAACACCCUGGACCCGAGCAGGAGCAGCCGCCAGCAGCAGCACACUCCUGCUGAGCUCUACGCCCCCUUUAGCCCCACCUCUGUGCCGUCAGGUUAUAUGACGAUGGGUCCGGUUCAGGCGGCUCAGUGGGCUCAGCAGCCGUUCUCUGCUCAGGCUCAGACCCUGGCCUUCCCGGUCCAGGGGCCCCUCCAGGUGGCUCAGGUCCUUCCCGCCGGUCAGCCUCUCAUCUGGAGCCAGGCCAACAUUUUUUCUGCCACCCAGCAGCAGUGGGCAGCCAUGGCAGCCUACAUGCCCACGCAAACUGUGGGCGUGGGGGGCCACGCCAUCCCGGCCGCCAUGCUCCAAGGCUUGGUGCCCAUCACCACCGUGUGCCCACAGAGCUGCGACCUGUCGGCCCCCUCCUCGGCCAUCACUAGCCCCCAACACACGGCUGACCCCGCCCUUCUCCACAGGCAGCUCAGCCCGGGGAAGGACAGACUCUGCGUGGACUCAGACGCAGGAGAGGGACCCUCCACGUCAGGAAUGGUGGGUGUGGGAAUCGGUUCUGGGUCAGCAUCAGUGAGCAGAUGUGGGACCCCCGGCCUCAUGACUGUGCCCGACUCACUGGUCUGCAGUCAGCUGCUGCCUCCUCCGACAGCUGCACACCAGGAAGAGGAAGGCAGCUGUAGUGAUCUGGAUCUGUCCAGGAUGACUCUGAGCCCGGGUGCAUCGACGUCACCGUCUACUGAGUCUCCCUCCACACCAGCCCCCCAGCAGAGCUCGUCCUCGGACUGCGCCCCCUCCCAGGCCAGUGACCCCUCGACGGAUCACUCCCCCGUUGAUCCAGAGGGCAACCCCGGCAACGCCAAGGAGGAACAAUCAGUUUGUGAUGAUUCAAGGACGAUUUCUCCAGCGCCAAGUGACGCUGCAGAGCCCGUGGAUCCGACCUGUCCACAGGAAGACAGCUAGAGGCAGGCAGACAGGGAGACGGAGAAGAGGGGAGCUCUCAAGGCCAAGACUGCUGCCUCUGAGACUGAAAGCAGCAGCUUUUCUCUCAGCUGGAUUACACGGACUCGCCUUUUUAAAAAAAACUAUCAAUCUUUAAAAGGAUAUUUAUGGCAAUUCUGGUCAUCAAAAGAACUCCUCGCCUUUUUUUGUUUGUUUGUUUGUUUGUUUGUUUUCUCCAGAGGCCACACACUGUACUGACCUGUCCAGUCCUCAGCAUGUCCAAUCAAAUAACUCUUCAACCAGGAAGUGACCUUUCGAUCUCUGACUAAAACCUGCAACAGGACGCGUUCUGCGAUGAGUUAAACGAGGACAAAUCUGUGAUAACUUGUUAAAGAAACAAUAAGGAUGGAAAUUAUUUUUUGGGAACUUUCAAAGGGAGCUCUGAGGAAAGACUGCGCAGCAGGGCAGCGUUGCUCCGUCGUUUCAUCAGUUUGCAUGAAGAGACUUGGUGUGGAUCAGCGGGCGAAGCUGACAGCAGAUUCCUUUGAGGCCUGAAACAAAUCAGAAGUGGGGUUUAUUUUUCUUUUCUUUCUUUCUUCUUUUAUAAGCUGUGAACUCUCGGUUGGUGGUCCCGAGUCGUUACAGGUACCAACACGACUCCGAGGCAUCGACGAUGAAAUCAGAAUUUGCCAAACAUCUAUUUUGUAAAUAAGAAAGGUCCUCGCACCCCCCUGACCUGAGCCUCUGUGCCAUAAUUCAGCUCUUCACCUCUUGGGUGCCAACUAUACUUGUGUUUCUCUCAAGCAACGCUCUGCCAGCACCUCCAUUUAAAAAAAGAAAAGAAAAAAAAAACGAGAUAGAAAGAAAUCUGGUUUGUUAGAUUUUGAAUAUUUUUUUGUUAUUAUUAUUUUGAAAAUGUCCUUAUUUGUUGGUGAGAAAAUGACCUGUAGACGUGUUCAGGAAAAAACAGCCCACUCUAGUCGUCUAUUUUUUAUUUAAAACUGAGGAACGAAAGAGCUACUUUUUAAAAACACAUGCUGUAGUGGCAGAUUAUGUUUUUUUCUCAUAGCUUUUAGAACAUUUUACAAACGGGGUCGUGUUGUUUUACAUCUGAGCUCCAGGUUUUGUUUGGUUUUUCCUCAUAAACCGUGAGCAGAGGUGACUCGUUUAAGUCGUAACUGGCUGAACAAUCACAAGCUGAAAGCUGUUAGAACAGAUUUUAGUUGACUUUUGUUGUUAGUCACUGUUCUUUCUGGGUCAUUGUUGUAACAGAGCAUUUAUUGUCGGUCAGCUGAACAAAGACGCCACUUUAUCAACACCAGGAGAAGAAAUCACUAAUGUGGACUGAAACAAAUGGGACAAAUGGCCCAAAAUAUUUUGUCAAGUUUAUUUAUGGAAUUCAGAAAUAUGAUUAAAAAAAUGAUUAAAAAGGGAUUUUUGUACUCUAUGACACCCCCCACCCCCACCCCACAUGCUGUAUCACACCACUGUUCAGUCACAAAUAAACUCACACUUCCCACAGUUAGCAUCGCUUUCAUUUCUAGCAGCUGGAAAACUACAAAACUACAAAAGAAGAAGCAGCUUCUUUCUUCGUCUUUUGAUUAUCACUCCUCCGUGUAAGCAAACUGGAAUUUGCCCUUUUUAAAAAAAAAAAUAAAAAUAUACCUGUUUUUUUGA